CAGAACAAGAACCUUUGUCGCGCAAUUCUCGAGUUCGCUCGCCACAAUGAGCUGGGUAGGCUUCAAGAAAUCCGUAACCCGAGCAGGAACAACUCUCUUGCAAAAGACGGGCCAGAUUGAACGAACCAUCGACCGGGAAUUCACAGAAGAAGAGGAGAAAUACAGGGUCUUCGAGAAAGAAUGUCAAGCACUUCAGAAGGAUAGCAAGGGAUACUGGGAUGCCAUGAAAGCAAUGACCUCAGCACAGGCCCGCAUCGCCGAUACAAUCGAGAUCUUUUACGGUGCAGCAGACCGAGGUUCAGAAGGCGCGAUGGCCGGACAUGCGUAUAAACGCUCAGUCGACGAACUCGACUCUGGAUUCACCCGUGAACUCGACGUACCAUACCGAACAGCCAUCUUGGAACCUCUGGGCAAGAUGUGCUCUUAUUUCCCGGUUAUCAACGAACACAUAUCGAAGCGGAACAAGAAGCUCCUUGACUACGACUCGGCACGAAGCAAACUCAAGAAACUCAUCGACAAACCCAGUGAAGAUCCUACCAAGCUUCCUAGGGCACAACAAGAGAACGAUGAAGCCAAGGAAGUAUUCGACAUGCUCAACGACCAGCUUAUCGCCGAACUUCCUCAACUCCUGGACCUUCGAGUGCCCUACUUUGAUCCCAGCUUCGAGGCCAUGAUUCGAAUGCAAUCCAAGUUCGCAGAGGAGGGGUACGAGAAGUUGAGUGGUGUUCAAAGAUAUUUUGCGGAUAAUGUCCGGGACGACUACGCUGCCGGCCAACUGGAUGCCCAGGUCGAAGGAGUACUGGCUGAGAUGCGGGAACUCUCAAUAUGCGGCGGAAAUUGAUUUAUAUAUUCAUGAUUGGAGUUU
Molecule: messenger RNA, 865 nt
Organism: Coprinopsis cinerea okayama7#130
Lineage: Eukaryota; Fungi; Basidiomycota; Agaricomycetes; Agaricales; Psathyrellaceae
Product: Hob3p
Exons: 9
Coding region: 47-841 (264 amino acids)
Biological process (GO): plasma membrane tubulation; actin cortical patch localization; endocytosis
Cellular component (GO): actin cortical patch; mating projection tip; Rvs161p-Rvs167p complex
Molecular function (GO): protein binding; lipid binding
Source: RefSeq, a predicted model, not a curated record